AUGCCACCCAAAACAUCCACACAUCUUGGCAAUGGCGAUCCUCCGAGUCCUCGACCUCGCAAACGCGCCCGCACGACGAUCGACCCUUCCGAAUCGGAGCAGGUCACUCGUCUCGAUCCCAUCUACCGACUUCCCUUCUUCCAGGCUCACGUGUACUAUGUCCCCUAGUUCGUCGAGCCUGAUCUAGCUACAAAGUGGUACGACGAACUGCUAGUGAUCCCGGGAUGUAAGUGGCCGUCCCGCACGGUCUUUGCUUACUGAAGCCGAGGAGUGAAAAAUUGAUCUCCGAGCUCUCCUUGAACGCCUUCCACAGGGUAUCAACCGACGCUCAAAAUGUACGGAAAGUUGAUUACGCAGUCUAGAAAGAUCUGUGGUCAGUUUGUUCCCGCGCUUGAAGUCACCCGUCAUGGACACUAAAGGGAGAAAACCCUUAUUUCUAGCGUAUGCGACCGACCCUGCUCUCACCGUCAAGUACAGCGGCACGACGGUCGAUAUACGAUACGACUACCCACCGGUCCUGUCCGAAAUCCAAAAGAUGGUCGAAGAAGUGCUAGGUGUCUCGUUCAAUCAUUGCAUGUUGAACCUAUACGAGGAUGGUACGUCCCCGACUGGCCCCUCACUGAAAAGGUGCCGAAGGUGGCGGGCACCAUCGCGACGGCACUGACAAAGUUUUGCAUGAUCGGUAGGCAAAGUCUACAUCGAGAAUCACCGCGAUAACAAGGAAAACAGAGUCAUCGCCUCCGUCUCAUUGGGAGCAGAACGAACUUUCAUCAUGACCCAUGCUCCUCCCGCACGUUAUUCUCGACGGGACAAGGGCGAAUCAAAGUCUGCAACGAUACCGCACAACCCGGACCAAGAAGGAGAAGAAGACGGGUCUGUGCUGCUAAGGCCCCACAAAUGGAAGCUUCACCAUGGAUCCUUGGUCGUGAUGCAAGGGGAGACUCAAACGUAUUGGAAACACGAAAUCCCGAAAGAGCCAAAGGUCAAGGGAGGGAGGAUUAGUCUCACGUUUCGGCAGUUGGUGUUUUGA
This is a messenger RNA of Microbotryum saponariae, 1030 nucleotides long. NCBI's taxonomy places the organism in Eukaryota, Fungi, Basidiomycota, Microbotryomycetes, Microbotryales, Microbotryaceae. The record is from the annotation of a GenBank genome assembly.